CAUUGGGCAGCGUCCAAGUUUUCUUGUUUUUCUCUUCCGGUUCCAAGAAUGACGAUCUCCCCGGCUGUUCCGUUCCUUCGGAUUUUUUCGAUCGGGGUGCUGACGACAAGUGUUCUGUUGGCUCGCGAAUGCUCCUCUUUUUCACCGAGUCAAACACCCGAUGUCUCUCGAUCGCAGUCGGCAUCUUCCUUUGUCUUCGCCGCGACACCGGUAAGCGAGGUCGACAGCGAUAAUCUCGCGUCGUCGUCACCUUUGAGGGGAUUGUUCCCUGACGAUCUCUUUGAGGCGGCCGAGUCAGCAUGUGUCCCCACAUCAGCCGAUAUCGAAGCGGGAGGUGGAGUUCGGUACGAAUGGGGUCGAUGGGUUGACGACGACGCCAUUGCGACUCUUAUGGAAAAAAUGAACGAAAUGGAAAUACCACUGGCAUCGAGCGUCUACGACCGUUUGCUGGAGCUUCCAAMGUCGACCUCGUCGGUUCCCGAAGCAGAGGACGAGAACGCCGCUGCCGAAGAUUCGGACGAUGAAGGCGAUCAGAGAGAGGACACGAGAAGGCGUUACCGGGUUGCGGGUGGAGCCAAUUGGGACUGCAUCUUGCAUGUUCUGCCGAAGGAAACGGAAUGGCGCGGUCGAUGGCCGACUGGUUCUUGGGCCGUACUACGAGCUUUGACGGGCAUGACAGAAAUGAGCCUGAUGAGAGGACCCGACCGAGAUGGUUUCUACAAAAAAGCCACUGCAUCGAAACUAAGGGGUGGUGGAGACGGGACACUGGGAGGGGGAAGCGGAGGCAGAGGCGAAGACUGCGUGAAAUACGUGGGAGGUGCCCUUCGGAGCUACUCUGGAUUAGGUGGCAAGACUAUGCUGCUCGAGGUAGCGAUUCGCCCACCCAUGUUCGAGGCGGGGAAAGACGGCGACGGCUUGUCGUCGCUUGACAUCGAACAAUUUCCCCAUGCAGAUCCAGUGAUAACUGAAAUUCUGAACUCGGUGGUAGAAGAAGAUCUCGAUGAGACCGAAUCUGGAGACGAAGAACAAGCAGAGAUUGAUCACCAAGCGGAAGAAGAAGAAGAGGAAGAAUUAAACAAGAAUCUUGGAGCUCAAAUGGGGUUAGCAUUUGAGAAAGUGGGUGGUCUAGACGAUCAACUGAAUGAUAUUGUCCGACGGGUGUUGGCAUCAAGGUGAGUGGUUCAAAACGAUUGAGCAAAAAGCGAAUCAUGGAUGAAAUGAAAACUAAUAACUUUUAUCCAUAUCACAUAAAUUACAUCGCGAUUGCAGAGCCAAUCCAGAAAUGACCAGAAAACUGGGAGUCAAGCACGUCAGAGGUAUUCUCUUAUCAGGCCCCCCUGGUUGCGGAAAGACUCUUCUGGCACGAGAACUCAGUGCUAUGCUGGGAGCCCGAGAACCGCAAAUUGUUAAUGGGCCUGAGAUUCUCGACAAAUUUGUAGGAGAAGCAGAGAAAAAUGUUCGAGCAUUGUUUCGACCUGCUGAGGUCGAGUACGAUCAGGUUGGAGAUGCAUCGGCAUUGCACGUCAUCAUUCUGGACGAGCUGGAUGCCAUCGCAAGGCGCCGUGGAAGUGUGAGCGGCGAUAGCACGGGAGUUAGAGAUUCUGUUGUGAACCAACUUUUGUCCAAAAUGGAUGGUGUGAAAGAAGCCAACAAUAUUCUAGUGAUAGGUCUGACCAAUAGACCUGAAUUAUUGGACCCUGCCUUGACUCGUCCGGGUCGAUUAGAGGUACAACUCCGCGUCGAACUUCCAGAUAUCAAAGGCCGAAGAGAUAUCCUUCGCAUUCAUACCCGACAUAUGAAGAAAGAGGGUGGAUUAGACUCAAAAGCACAAGCAGCUUUGGAGAAUAUCGAGACGGAAGACGGCAUACCAGCUAAAACAGAGUACUUCACCGGAGCAGAAUUGGCUGGUUUGGUCCGCAGUGCAGCUAGCUUCGCAAUUGCUCGAGUGGUUGACGACAACUACGAUGGAGAUAUGAUGGUCGGGAUUGAUGACUUCAAUCAGGCUCUAAGUGAAGUGAGACCAGCAUUGGGAAAGCAAGACGAAAUACUUGAAUCUAGAUUCCCCUACGGUAUAAGCGCAUGCUCUGGUGCCAUGCAGAGAUUGAUGCGGGAUCUGGGGCGAUUCACUUCUACUCCAAGCUAUCUUGCUGAGGAAGGUCUCUCUGCUGUAUAUGACACCAACAGAGCCGAGUCACAAAAACCCAUGUCUACUCUGCAAUCUUUGCUAUUGGUUGGUGAUGGACACAAAGGCGGCACAGGCGCCACGGCUCUGGCAUGUUGGGCAGCUUCCGAAGCAUCCGCAAACGGUGAAGCAGAAUAUGUCCGUUUAGUCACCUCGCUGGAUCUCUUGGUUACUGCUGGAGAUUCUGGUGACGAGUCGGCAAGAGCUACAGCCAUGGUAGAACGCUUCACAGAAGCUGCGUCUAUGUCUAGAUCAUUAUUGGUUUUUGAUGAUAUUGAUCAGAUAUGUGCUGGCCAAGGUCCAGGAGGUUAUAGUACACUGAUGAUAUCCACAUUGCGGGCCCUGCUUCGUUCCCCCGCUGCUCGGUCAACGAAGGUUUCAUCGGACAGUAUCGAUCUCAACAGCGACAUCGUGGAAUCAAUUUCCAAAGCCAAAUCUCUCUCCGUCAUUGCAUGCACAUCUCGAACAGAUGCAAUGUGCACAGUUCUUCACGAGUUGUUCGAUGAAUCGCUUGUAGUUCCCGAAUUAUCUGAUACUGAAUCAGUCCAUCAAUUAUUUUCCGAUGGCGUCCAAAAAAUGGGAGCUGCGUCAACAUCUAUCGAUAAUAAAGUGAUACACGAGAUGGCAGAAUUGACGGUGAACCGCCUUCAAACAGUAGGGUGCAAAACAGCUCUGAGAAUUUUUGAACGAACUGUUUCUAUGAGCUACCGUACAAUGAGAGCAGAUCAGGAAAGUGAAGACCCGAAUAAAUAUCUUCUGAGCUCAUUGAAAGGUAUACUUGAUGACUACGUUCGUGACAAAGAAGCUGCGGAACGAAUUGUUUGUAACAUAUAAGAUAGACUCUUCUUCGUAUUUGAUGCUGAUUUUCUGACUAUGAUAGCUUACAUGAUGCUUUCUUACCCUUGAACACAACUAAGGUUGACUUUGAGUUCUUUUUUGCACUCAAGUAGUGCUUCUUGCUGUUCUAGUACUAGUAGUAGUAACAUGGCUGUCCAUACUAAGUACCUGCUGAGAGCAGGGAUUGAACAUGAUCUCGGUUAAAACAUUGUCAUACUGCAAUACAUAAUGAAGAAUCAC
Pseudo-nitzschia multistriata is the source of this 3259-nucleotide messenger RNA. NCBI's taxonomy places the organism in Eukaryota, Bacillariophyta, Bacillariophyceae, Bacillariales, Bacillariaceae. The record is from the annotation of a GenBank genome assembly.